Penicillium diatomitis is the source of this 492-nucleotide messenger RNA. Its product is annotated as hydrophobin family protein. Gene Ontology annotation, molecular function: structural constituent of cell wall. The record is from RefSeq and is a predicted model, not a curated record. The coding region runs from base 1 to 492 and encodes 163 amino acids. Gene Ontology annotation, cellular component: fungal-type cell wall. The transcript is spliced from 2 exons. Lineage: Eukaryota; Fungi; Ascomycota; Eurotiomycetes; Eurotiales; Aspergillaceae.
AUGCAGUUCACUACUCUGUCCGCUCUUCUCGGCCUUGCUGCCACCGUCGUUGCUCUUCCUCCCGUUGCUCCCUCCGCUGGUGGCGUCGGCAAUGGCAACGGUGUCGGCAACAAGGGUAACACCCAGGUCCGCUUCCCUGUGCCUGACAACAUGACUGUCAAGCAGGCCCAGGCCAAGUGCGGUGACCAGGCUCAGCUCUCCUGCUGCAACAAGGCCACCUACGCUGGUGACACCACCGAUGUCAACUCUGGCAUCCUCGGCGGUACCCUCAGCAACCUCAUCGGUGCUGGCUCUGGUGCCGACGGUCUUGGUCUCUUCAACCAGUGCUCCAAGCUGGAUCUGCAGGUCCCCAUCGUUGGUAUCCCCCUCCAGGACCUGGUCAACCAGAAGUGCAAGCAGAACAUUGCCUGCUGCCAGAACUCUCCUUCCAGCGCCAACUCCGACCUCAUUGGUCUUGGCCUGCCCUGCGUUGCCCUUGGCUCCAUCAUCUAA